CACACACACACACACACACUCACACUCAUACUCUGGUAGACAGAGCCGGUUGAUGCCAGUAGAGAGAGAGAGGGAGGACUUCAGCAAAACAGUGAUCCCACAUCAGAAUUCUUCAAUUUCUCAACAGUUGAACAUUGAAAGAGAUGUGACAGUAAACACAUCUAGGCAUCUGGGACAACCAGAGUGAUGACUUCUUGCGAAAGGGCGUGACAGGGUGAAGCAGUUAUGCUGGAACUGUAGACUGUGACAACUGACAGAGGAAUAUCCUGUGCUUGUUAAACAGGCCUCAGUGGCUGACAACUGCAACACUAUACAACUGAGCAGUUCAAGGAUAAAAGGUCUUGCUUAAGGACCCAAUGGUGGCAGACUGGUAUUGCUGGUGUUCAUUGGUACUCAUGACUUUUCAAUCAGCCUUAUCCACUGAGUGAUUACUGCUUUAGGUUAGCUUUUGUGAGCUGAUGACCUUUGUUCACGGACUGGAUAACUACACUCUCAUGCCGUCUAUGAAGAUUCAGUCACGUCUAUGAAGAUUCAGAAGUAUAAACCAGCUUGUUUUCUUUUGGGUUCAACACCAUCAAGAUGAAUGUCCCCAGUAAGCAAUGGAAACCCAAGAAACCUCACUAUAUCCCUCGGCCCCCAAAUAAACCCUUCAAAUACCACUGUUUUCAGUGCCCCUUUACCUGCAAUGAAAAAUCUCACUUGUUCAACCAUGUGAAGUACGACUUGUGUAAGAACUCGCUCUCACUGCUUUUUAAGCAAGGCAAUGUUUCCCUGAACACUGUCGAUGAAAUUAGCAUGGCAACAGCUACCACAGAGGCACUGAUGCAGAAUAAUGUUUCAGUGCAAGCUGUCGAUGUAAAAGAAAUGACUACAGCCCAGCUUAAAGAUGACCACAAAGCCAUACCAAAUGAUGAAGAGAGGAGUAACAUACCUGAGAGAGUGUGGUUACCUCAGAUAGAUUCAGAACCAAAAAUGAAUGCAGAUCUACUAAUAACCAAAGCAUCAUCCAGGUCUGAUGGAGUGAAAAUGCCACCAUCGAGCAAUAAGGAAGAAUCACAUGUAACAACACAUACCUCUGUGUUUUCUGAUGUUUCACCUUUUCAGGAAGACCCAACAUCAACCAUUCAUCAACCUUUACAGUCCCUCCAACAUCUGUUUCUUCCAGCAUACAAUCCAAUUCCUGUUCAUAACUCAUUCUUCCUUGACUACAAACCCCAAAAGCAGGCAAAAGAAACAGAACCUUUUUACCAAGGUCUGGAGUACCCUUCUAAUGCCUUCCACUACAAUUUAUAUCCUAUACACUCUUCGUAUUCACCCUAUUUCCUUUGUGGCAAUUAUUGCAAUCAUAUCCCUUCCCCUCCACAAUUUCCACCAUACGUCAUUGAUGCUCUACCACCUGGCGUUCACCCACUCUUACCAGGGCAACUUCUUCCCAUCCACUCCAUCCCAACAAUCCCCAAUCCCAUUGUAGACCAAUCUUAUAGAUUCUACCAUUCAAAUCCACCCCCUAGCAUGUACCACCUUACAGACCUGACCCAUCUUACCUUGUAUAAUUAUCCAGAAAUAGGCCAGUCUACUAUGGCUGUACCCAGCGGUGUUGGUCAUGUGAGACCUGAUAGUUUCCAUCUUGAUUCAUACACCAUGGCUCAGAGAGAAUGCUUACUCAGACAGGAAGCUGGGAUCAGAGUAAGCCAAGUUCAAAUGAGUCCCAAACUUGGCUAUUCUCCAACUGGAUCACCAGCUGGGCCACAUGCAACAGACCACAUCCAGAAAAACUCAGAAUCACAGAAACUACUGGACGUAAGUGGGAUAGUGCCCCCACAUGACCAAUUGGAAGAGUGUAACACUAAAAUACUCUCAGCUGAUGAUGGAUCCCGACAAGGCAGCUCCACACACUGGGAGAGGCAAGCAGAACAGAAAGAAGUGGCAGAUAACGAUGUGGCCCCACUGAACAUCUCAAAGAAAGAGUCUGCUAUCGAGGUUCCUUUAAAUCUCCCUAUAAAACCAAUACCUGAUAUCCCAAGCCUGCAAACCCAUAUACAAGGUGAGAUUAAAAACGACACAUUGGGAAUUAUGGAUGCAAGUUCAGUGAAAGAAGAAAACGAUGAUUACACAGAUGAGCAGAAGCAGACAGCUGCAUUUGCCUUGUGUCAGCUGGCCCAGUGGAGACUGUCAGAACAGACAGAAUGCUCAGAGACGAGCACCCACUUCAGUACGUACACAGAGACCGGUGCUAAUGAUGGGCUGAACAACCAUCAAAUCAGCUCUACUCCACUUCAUGAUAACUGCAUAAGCAGUAAUCCAGCGCUCAUUCCUCAAAACACAAUUUCAACCAAAGAGAAUAGUAAAACUGUCUCUAAAACAGACCAGACAAAUCUUUCUCCAUUUCCUGAUCCGAAAUCUGCCCUGGAUGUUAACUGCUCCACACCUCAUUCUGAAGGUACAACAGUCGUUCAUUCUGAACCCAAAACCAAAGAUCAGACAAAGGCCAGGAGUUGUGGAACACGAAAUGCAAAGAGGAGCAGAGACUCAGUUCCUAGCAGCUGCAUUCUAAGGAAAAGACUUUGCUGUUAAUUGUUUCUAAAUUGUAAUAUUUGGUUGCAAGGCACUCAGAAGGAUGGAUAGCUAGACUUAAUGUUCAGCAUUGUGUCAUUUUGCAAAGUGCCUGAACCUGAUAUGAUCCAGCAAAUGGGAAAAAAAUCUCUAAACGUGCAAAACAAGGAAAACUGUACCUUUUUUGUCUUCUUUCUUUUAAAAAAAAAUCCAUUUAUACCAAGAUAUUUAUAAAAGAUAUACAAAAUAAAUAACUCCUAAGUAAUUACCAACCAGUUUAUUUUAUUUGACUAUGAAUCUGUAUUUGGAGGAUAUUGUUACUUCCUGUUUAACUAAAGUGCCAUGUCUUUCUAAGUGUAACCACUUGAAACUUGUACCUUGUAUCAGGUACAGGGUCAUAAAAGUCUCCUUAUCUCUCACUUAAGCCAGAAAAGUGUGUAGUUUGUAGUUUGACUGCACAAACCCAAACACACACACACCCACACACACAUUAGCAAGUGCACCUGAAACACGCUAAACCGUAAUCCUCACAAAGUGCAGGUAUGGACAUGUUGGGCUGUACGACCGUUGAGUUUCUGUCUCCUACCCAGAUAUGACACAACACAUGCUUACAGUUGUGCUCAUAGAUUUACAUACCCCUUUAACAGGGGUAUCAUCAUUAAAAUUUCACUUUGUUUGUUUUAUUUAGUCCUGCCCUGAAUAACAUAUUACACAUAACAGAUGUUUACAUAUAGUCCACAAAUAAAUAUUACUGCCCCAAGUAAUAACAAUUUACACCUAACAUCCUGGCUUUUAAUGCGUCGUGUCGCCUUCUUGAGCAUCGGUGAAUGUUUGCACCUUUUGUAAUAGUCUUGUACAAGUCCCUCAGUUGUCCUCAGUGUCAAAAGAUGGAACUCAAAAUCGUAUAGGCGCUGUUGGAAAGGGAUCAGAUAUGCAGAAGAUGCUGGAAAAGUAAAGAAUGUGCAGGACCUGGAGGAUUUUCCUGAAGAGGAGUGGGAAAUUUAACUGCUCAGGACAAUCAAGGGACUCAUGAAGAACUAUCACAAAAUAUAAAAACAGACUCUGAUCAUCCAGGUAAAGGGAUUAAGAAUCACGCAUAUGUAGCGUUUUGAACUGGUUCAUUUGUGUAAAUUCAGUUAUUAUUAUUAUCAUUAUUAUUAGUUAUUAACAGGUCUGUGAAGAUAGAAAUAAUAAUGUUUUAGAACAAAUUUGUGAAUAUAAGCCGGUGAUUUGCAGCUGCACACUGUCAGAACUGCCGUCAUAGAAAAAUAAUCAAUGUUCUAAUAAACCAUGUGUAACACUAU
Messenger RNA from Ictalurus punctatus (channel catfish), 3857 nucleotides. Its product is annotated as zinc finger protein 750. The record is from RefSeq and is a predicted model, not a curated record. The transcript is spliced from 5 exons. The coding region runs from base 580 to 2574 and encodes 664 amino acids. NCBI's taxonomy places the organism in Eukaryota, Metazoa, Chordata, Actinopteri, Siluriformes, Ictaluridae.